AUGAAGGGCGCCACUCACCACCCUCCUGAGAGACCACUAUGGCUCAUCCACACUUCAGGAACUGGUAAUUUGAUGGUGGAGGACAUGCGUGCGGGCACCUGGGGUCUCGAACGAGCUAAGCAGGUAGACAAGAUCAUUAUUGAAGCUGGUCAAAAGGCCCCCGAUAGUGUUAAGACAGCGAUUGUCUGCCCUCCUUCAAUCUAUGGGCCUGGCAACCAGAAGAGUGUUCAAACGUACUGGUUCGCCGAGGCUGCUCUCAAGAGGAAGAAGGGGUUCUUGGUCGGCGAGGGGAAGAAUAUAUGGCACCAGGUCCAUAUCCAGGACCUGAGCGACCUUUACCUCCGUCUCGGAGACGCAGCUGCAGCUGGUGGCGGUGACGCUACUUGGAAUGAGUUGAAUGACGAGGGGUACUGUUUGGCUGAGAAUGGCCCCUUCGUUUGGGGCGGCUUUCAGAAGCCAGCAUUGAGUCCGCUGUUAGCUGCAGUGCAAAUGUACAUCGAACAAGGUGGGAUUCAAACGGGUGUAAGAUCUGCGUCAGGCCAAGACAGAGUCUGGAACACAGCUUUUAUUGCUGUGUUGUGUAUAAUCACGCUGACCAACUGGGAUCUCCAAGCCAAUGCGCUGUCGGGGAUUCCAGUGGUGGGACUGCUGGUCAUUUACCUCGCUUUGACGCGGCCGCCCAAGUCUGGCAAGCGCGCUUCACAGCGUAGACCCAUUGCUGCUGGGCAUAUCAUAUGCCCGCUGGCAUUCCGUGUGGUGGUCACUCUUUUUCGGCCCCGAAGGACCACUAUUGUGGGCACCACCUUGCUAGGAGUUGCUAAAUCGUCGAUGUGGUAUUUCCUCAUUCAGACAGCUGAGUAUUGUUCCUGGUCAGUGACUGCGGCCAUCGCAACAUUUAGCAUUGUGGCCACCAGGAAUCCAUUCACCUUGACCUCGAAUAUUCAGGCGUUGUCCCAUCUUAUCGCAUCAUUAUUUGCCCUAGGGCAGGUUAUCUCCCUUCUACCGGAUAAGGCCAAAUCCAAAUCUGCCCUCUGGAUAUGCAUUGUCGUCUAUUUAGUCCCAUACCUGAUCAACAAUUACUCCAUCCACGUUGCGAAUAGCUCAGUGAUACAGUCCUCCACGCAUCCGAUCGACCUACUAAUUCAAGAUGCCAAGGCCAAUUUCCAAGCCUUGCUGGAAAGACAGUCAAACAGUUAUACCGCUGCUCGUGAGGAAUAUCGCCGCCGCUACGGCAUGGAACCACCGCCGGGCUUUGAAAGUUGGUAUAAUUUCGCCAAAGCACAUCAAUCACCGAUCAUCGAUGACUUUGAUGUCAUUUAUGAUAGAAUCUUCCCAUUCUGGAGUAUCAGCGGGAUUGAGCUUACCGAAACUAUCAACCGUUUGCAAGAUACACUGAACAGUGAUGUAUGGGUUUGUAUGUUCUCGGCUGAAGAAGCCAGGACGAAUUGCAAACAUCCUCACCGCAGCGUCGAUAGAAAUAUUCAAGGAUUUCUUAACUCAGUACUGGCAGAUCUGCGCGGUCUUCUACCGGAUGUCAAAUUUCUUGUCAAUCAUCUUGAUGAGCCCAGGGUUCUAUUACCGUCAUCCUCUGAGAGGUCUGGAUCACUCAACAUAACCAAUUAUUCCAAGAGACCUGUCUGGGAUACAUUGGUCAAGUUCUGUCCUUCAGAGGGUAGCAAGAAAGCUGACGGACCGACGAUGCAAACAUUUGGUCUCCCGUUUUUGACUGACCAUCACUCGACAAUAGACCUAUGCAGCCAUCCCGAAUACCGUGGAUCACACGGACUCUUGAUCAGCCCUACAUCAUUCCCGUUGAUUGAAGGUCUGGUUCCUAUACUGUCCACCUGCUCGCUGUCGACCAUGGGCGAUAUUCUAUACCCCAGCCCUGCCUACCUUGAGCCGGAAUUUGAAUAUGUAGAGGCCAAGGACAUCAGCUGGGACUCCAAACACAAUAAUCUCUAUUGGGCCGGCUCGACCACUGCUGGCACAAAACCUGGGGAAAACGAACCCCAUUCCUAUCUUCGGGAAGGCAAAGGCGUGGUCAACCGAGUGAAAUCGUCCUUCCUCAACAGCAGACUAUUCGACGUUGCCUUUACCCGAAUCCUCCAAUGCGAGACACGCUAUUGCCGAGACCAACGAGCCCUCUUUCGAACCAAAUCAUGGGCCGACAAGGACGAAGCCUUGCAUUCGCGUCUGGUGUUUGACAUUGACGGCAAUGGUAUCAGUGGCCGGUACUACAAGCUGCUUGCGUCGAGGUCCGCGCCGCUUAAACAGACGCUUCUGCGAGAAUGGCAUGAUGACCGUCUUAUGCCGUGGAUCCAUUACAUUCCCGUCAGUCAGAGCAUGGAGGAGCUACCUGAAAUGGUUAUGUAUUUCACCUCUGAGGCUGGGCAGAAACGAGCCCGGGAGAUUGCGGAGCAGGGGCGGGAAUGGUUCUUGAAGGCCUUUCGUAAGGAGGAUCUGACUAUCUAUAUGUACCGGGUUUUUCUUGAGCUGGCGAGGCUUCAGGAUCCGAAGAGGUCUGCAAGGAGAGCUUGA
Messenger RNA from Aspergillus viridinutans, 2538 nucleotides. RefSeq names its product glycosyltransferase family 90 protein. The record is from RefSeq and is a predicted model, not a curated record. The transcript has 6 exons. NCBI's taxonomy places the organism in Eukaryota, Fungi, Ascomycota, Eurotiomycetes, Eurotiales, Aspergillaceae. Bases 1 to 2538 code for a protein of 845 amino acids.